This is a messenger RNA of Adelges cooleyi (spruce gall adelgid), 698 nucleotides long. RefSeq lists its product as uncharacterized. Bases 78 to 482 code for a protein of 134 amino acids. The transcript is spliced from 4 exons. NCBI's taxonomy places the organism in Eukaryota, Metazoa, Arthropoda, Insecta, Hemiptera, Adelgidae. The record is from RefSeq and is a predicted model, not a curated record.
UGUGGGUACAUUAAAAAUAAAUGUACAUUAAAUGUAGUUUGUUUUAAAUUUUAGAAGCCAAUCAAUUUUUGGCCAUAAUGGUUGACGAAUUAGAGAGUAUAUUAGAUAUUGGACCAUAUAGAUUGGAAAUUGAUGAUGGGAGUACAUUGGAAAGCCUUAUAAACACGAUGAGAGAAUUUGUUGCUUGGUCUAUAAAAUGUUUAAUCAGAAGUCGUAUAUUAGGAUCUGAGCAGGAUGUUUUGUCGUUACCCAACUGUCGUUUGCUUGGAUUGUACUGGAGUACACAAUCUCCAAAUUCAUACAUAGUAGAAGUUAACGUUGAUUCAACUGCCGGUACAUGUAUCUUAAAGAAUGUACACGAUAUCGAAAAGAAAUACAGUAAAAUCGAAGGCACGUGGUCAGAAAUAUACGGAAUUGGCCAUGUACAAGAAUCACUCGAGCGACAGCUAGAACGUGGACAACCACUAGUUGCACCCACAUAAUAACCUAAUGUUAGAAAAACACUGACAUCUGUGUUCUGUUCUUUGCAUAAUAAAUUAUAAGUUAUCUUAUUGUUAUCACUAUAUACACUAUAAAAUCUGAAAUUAUACAUAUAUUUAAACUGACGGCAAAACAACCGUCUUUGGAUUUUUUCAAUCACAUAUUUCUUAUAAUACAUUUUUUUGUACAGUAAUUUCAUAUGUCUAUUUAUGUGUCAU